Iphiclides podalirius (scarce swallowtail) is the source of this 198-nucleotide messenger RNA. NCBI's taxonomy places the organism in Eukaryota, Metazoa, Arthropoda, Insecta, Lepidoptera, Papilionidae. The record is from the annotation of a GenBank genome assembly.
AUGCUGCCCGCUAUGUCGCGGGCUAAGGCCAGGCAGAGAAGCAAUGCGAUCGCCUUCAUGUUGCUGGUGCGAACAGUGAUGAUGGCGGCGCGCGAUGUGGCUUUUAUACUGGUUUUUGCGCGCACUCAGCGGCCCGCCAGCCCGCAGCACUCGCCUGUUGGCGCGGAGUCAGCGCGUUUGGCCCCGCUCGCUACUACG